AUGGAAUGCAAUCGGGAUGAGGCUCUUCGGGCCAGAGAGAUUGCUGAGAUUAAGUUCAUGGCAAAGGAUAUUGCUGGUGCUAAAAGGCUUGCAUUACAGGCACAGAGGCUUUAUCCUGAGUUGGAUGGUAUUUCCCAGAUGAUUGCAACCCUGAAUAUCCAUCUCUGUGGAGAGGCAGUGAUUAAUGGGGAGAAGGAUUGGUACUCUGUCCUAGAUCUCAAUGCGUCAGCUGAUGAAGAAAUGGUUAAGAAACAAUAUAGGAAGUUUGCUCUGAUGCUUCAUCCUGAUAAGAACAAAUCAGUAGGCGCUGAAGGAGCUUUCAAGCUCAUUUCAGAGGCUUGGAGUAUACUUUCAGAUGGGAGUAGGAGAAUGGCAUAUGAUCAGAAGGUAAACGCAAAAGGAUAUAAACUGGGAGAUUCACAGCCUAACGAAGGUCCUUAUUCAAAUGCUACAAAUGGCUUCCAGAAUUUUGAAAAAAGUCCGAGCUCUAGUGAGAGGACAGAGAAAAGCUCUUCUUGUGGUGCUCCCUCCGCCAUUCCACAUCUCGAUACGUUCUGGACUUCGUGCAACCACUGCAAAAUGCAAUAUGAAUAUCUCCGAAUUUACGUCAACCACAAUCUUCUCUGUCCAAGCUGCCAUGAGCCCUUUUUGGCAUUUGAGAUCCCAGUUCCUCUUAACAGAACUAGUUCUUCUAUUCCCUGGGCUACGAAGAAGCAUCAGCGGGGUUCAAACCGUCGUGAAGCAAAGCAGAGCUCUUACGGCCAUGAGAAGACAUCAUCGAUUCCAGGUACGAACUUCCAGAAUGGCGCAUUUUACAGUUCCACGGGAUCAUUUUCCACUUGUGCUCAGACAGUCAAUCUGGUUCAUCAGACUUGUGAAAAAGUGAGAAAGGAGCAUGAGCCUGGAGCGGCCGGAAAAAGGCAGAAAGCCACUCAGAGGAAAUCUAGGCGUGAGGAGUAUUCAGAAAUCUGUCAUGCAGGGUAUUCCAAUUAUUAUGCCUACAGCAUGGAACGUCUUAACAACCCCAGCAAGAAAAGCAUGCGUGGACGUGAGGUGCUUGACUGUAGAACAGACCAUUCGGAGGGAGCCACUCUUCCUGGUACCGUCCACGUAUCCUUCCACAACGUCGUUGACCUUGUUAGAACGGAAGGGGUCGGAGGUGACCAUGCGGAUCACGGCAAGGCUAGAGUGAACGGUAGGCACAGUAGUGGCGCAGGCAAAGGCUUUGGCCAUGUGGAUAUUCGAAAUAUGUUAAUUCUGAAGGGCAAAACUGUGGUUUGGAAGAAAUUAGAGGAAUGGAAUGCCAAAUUCGCAGCAGAGAAAGCAAGGCAAAAAGGUGAUAAAGGGAGAAUGGCGGCCGAAGGAGACCAACUGGGCGCAUCCACAACCAAACGUGCUCCUGAUGACACCCAUGGGCAUAACGACAAGCCGCCUGGUCGUGAAGGUCUAUCGAUGAACGUCCCCGACCCGGAUUUCCACGACUUUGAUGAGGAUCGCUCAGAGAGAUCCUUUGAAGCGGAUCAGGUGUGGGCCACAUAUGACGACGAGGAUGGGAUGCCGCGCUUCUAUGCUAUGAUCCAGAAAGUUGUGUCCUUUGAGCCCUUCAGGGUUCGACUGAGCUUUCUCAACUCCAAAAGCAACAGCGAAUUCGGCCCGUUGAACUGGGUCGGCUCGGGCUUCACCAAGACUUGCGGAGAUUUCAGAGUAGGCAAGUACCAGAUCCAUGACACCGUGAACAUCUUCUCUCACCGGGUGAGGUGGGAGAAAGGGCCCCGUGGAGUCGUCAGAGUUGUUCCUCGGAAGGGUGACAUUUGGGCCGUUUAUAAGAAUUGGUGCCCCGAUUGGAACGAGCACACCCCAGACGAGCUUGUCCAUCAAUAUGAAAUGGUUCAAGUGGUGGAGGAUUACAGUGAAGAAGGUGUGUGCGUCACCCCCUUGGUCAAGGUCACCGGUUUCAAGACAGUCUUCUGUGGACGCCCCGAUCCCAGGGAGGUAAGAAGGAUUCCAAGGGAGGAGAUGUUCCGCUUCUCCCAUCAGGUUCCGUAUUUUACGCUGACAGGUGAAGAAGCUGAGAACGUCCCAAGGGGGUCUUGCGAGCUAGACCCAGCAGCUACCCCUUUGGAGAUUCUUCAGGUGUUAGCUGAACCCGAGGAAGACAUGGCAGGUGGUUCUGAGAAAUAG
This is a messenger RNA of Spirodela intermedia, 2181 nucleotides long. NCBI's taxonomy places the organism in Eukaryota, Viridiplantae, Streptophyta, Magnoliopsida, Alismatales, Araceae. The record is from the annotation of a GenBank genome assembly.